This is a messenger RNA of Bursaphelenchus xylophilus (pine wood nematode), 1576 nucleotides long. The record is from the annotation of a GenBank genome assembly. NCBI's taxonomy places the organism in Eukaryota, Metazoa, Nematoda, Chromadorea, Rhabditida, Aphelenchoididae.
AUGCCCGAGCUUCUCUGCCGACCGGAGCCAUUCACCGAGGCCGAAUUGGCCAAGGCUCGUGAGUUGAGGUACGUAAAAGUUUUUAAAAUUUAUAGUGUAAACAAUUUAUGGCAAGGCGGCCGUUGAAUACAGCAUUGCUGAUCACAUUUUUAUUUUUCUCAGCUUAUUGUUUUCACUUUCACGAUGACUUUCCUCGUGUAUGAUGAAAGAAAGUGGAUCCUGGACGGCAGAUAGAGAUCUUUCGCUUAAUAAACUCACAUGUUUCUUCUUUUAGGAACAGACUCCAGGAUGUUUUACCAAAAGAGUUCAACUCGGACUUCUUUAUCGGCCGUUGGUUAAGGGCCUACAAGGGUGAUGAGCAAGGUCUGAUCACCAAAUUACAUGAAUUGUUGGAACAUCGGCGGGCAUUGGGUUACAAUGAAGAGAAUAUCGUCAAAUUCUGCGAUACUUUCCCUCUGGCUAAACAAACUUUUGAGGUAAUUAACAAGAAAAAAUUUAAAUGUAAUGGUGAGAUUACGGUAAAAAUUCGAUGACAUAAAACACGAAAAAUUCAAUUUUUUUCAGAGAUUUGCCAUUUCUCAACUAAAGAUGGACGUAUUCAGUGAAGAUGUUGGUGUGUUCUGUCAGAAAAUGGAGAACGUAGAGAUCAAAGAGGUUGGGUUAAUACUUUAUAAUUUUUUUAAUGGAAGUAUUGCUUUUAGGUGAUGAAAAUUAUGCCAUUGAGUAAUGUUUUGCAUUCUUAUUUCUUACUUCAUGAAUGUUUCCAUCGCGUAAUGCAUCAACGGGAAAGAGAGACGGGUCGACAGCACGCUGUUGUUGUUGUUCUCGACCUUACUGGCAUCAAUUUAACCGACUUUAUCAAUCCUCUAUCAACUUCUAGUAAAUUGGCACGUUUAGUGGUGAAAAUAUGGUCUGAUUACUUUAGCGAAAAUGUAAGAGCCUUUAGAAAAACUUGCAAAGCCUCCUUGGAAUAUUUGUUUAGAUGAUCAGCCUGUUCCUUCUCCACCCUCCAGCCCUCUUAUCCUUGAUGUGGCAGAUCGCCAAACACAUCGUGGAUGACAAGACCAGAUCUCGAAUUGUUUUUAUUCAGAAGUUAGACGAUCUCUUCCUCUAUCUCAGCAAAGACAGCAUUCCCGAGGAUUGGCAAGGGAAUCGAAGAGAUGAAUCUGGCUAUGCGGCCACUCCCAGUUCAUGUUGCAGAUCUCCCAAACCAAUCCUGGACACGGAUGUCUUCAAUGCAGAUAAAUACUGGGCUCAUCAUGGAUUCCAAAAUCCGCCAGUCUCCAAAUCCAUCUCUUUAAAAGCUAAGGCUGCCCACGAAGUGAGCAAAGAGUUGAGGUCUGGCCAACAAAUUAUCUGGUUGUUCACCAUCAGCUGUGAUUGCACUUUCGAGAUUGUUUUCGUGGAUGGAGACAAAGAAGUCACAGUAUGGCCAAAGGUUACGUUAACCUCCUUGCGGACCCCAGAGAUCGGGAAUGUCACCUGUGAUAAGAACGGAACCUACAAAGUGAAGUUCCAGAAUGUUUCGGGUUCUUGGUUGGCCUCCAAAUUGCAUUACAUUGUGCAGACCAAGUAA